CUGUGUAAUCUGUGGAAACUCCUCCUGCGCAGUUCCACACACAUUUUGCAGCUUUAUUCACAAGAAUUGUCUACCAUGUUUUAUGUAUCGGGCCAUUUCCUGCAGGAUGCGUUUACAAUAUUCGGGGAUUGAGUUUUUAGAAAGCUAAAUGCAAUUAUAUUAUUUCGAUGGAGGAGUCAGACGGGCAUGGCGCACGGAAACGAUCCAAGCGGAGUAAUUCAGUGGACAGUAUUCAGUGCCACCAUGGAAGACCCACCAUCCGCUGAUCGUGCGUCACGCUCCAACACGAUGGAAACCCAGCCGAACCGAGCAGAAAUGCAGGUUCUACUGCGUGGGCAUUUCAACGAGGAUUUUCAGCCGACACCGGCGACUUUUCCGCCCGGUUUCCGCAAAACUGUCCCUCCAACCGAUCUUCAGGGCUUCUUGAGUGUCGCGGCAACCUUUCGUCCCGUUCUACCGUCCAGUUUUUAUUGCGCGGAAUUUUUAAACAUGAGCAAUUCUCGCGAUGUGAUGCUGCAGAAAGCCGGUGGCGCGGUGUGUGCGGCGUACGAGAUUGCAUACGGAGACCAGAUUGCUGUGUAUACCGCGUUCAUGACGUCCGCCCUUGAAGCUCAGCAGAUACCGUAUCAACCACAGACACUGCCGCAGCGAGCACUACUGCGCCUGCAUGAGAAACUGGAAGAUGGCAAACUCCGUCUGGCGCAGUUUCUCGCCAUGCUACCUGGUUUCGAGAACGUCAGCUCGGCUGAUCGCGAAAUUUUACUGACGGAGAGAACGUUUAUUACCGCUUUGCUGCAUCACAUGCGGUUCUUUCAUAAAGGGCAGUAUUAUUACCCAUUGCCGGGUCCCGAACAAAUUCACGCCGGCGAUUACUGGAUGGAGGCUAUGGGUUUGGAUCCCGAAUUCGUCCGCUUCAGCUACAAAUUCACCGCUGUAUUUAAAGGAAUCGGGCUGACGCUGACGGAAUCCUAUCUGCUCCUGGCCAUGGCGGUUUUUGAUCCUCGGGCGACCACCGCUUCUGAUAAAUCACUACUCAGUCAUCUGCACACGUUUUACGCGGAUGCCCUGACGUAUAUGAUCGGCCAUCGGUGCCGCGAUCCGACGGAACGAGCUGCUGUCUACCGCAGGCUGAACGAAGCGACCCCAUUGUUCUCCUUAGUGCACCAGAGAUAUCAAAAUGUCGACGAGGCGGUGCCUCCGUUUCCCGUACCGUUGAGGACGCUAGUUCAAGACUGCUUGAAACGCUAAUUUCUUUAAAAUUGUAUACGCACAGUCGGGCUUAGUACUCGUACUAAUUUUAUUGUUUGCCAUAUAGGGAGUUUUAUGACGAUCGAAUGCAAGGGUAUAGUGUUUUUUAGUUAGCAUCGUAUUUUUUCGGUUGUUUUUUUUUUAAAUUUUGAAUAUGAUUGCCUGCACAGCUUAAUUCCGCGGUAUUUGUCUGUCGGUUAAGUGUAAAG
Messenger RNA from Paramacrobiotus metropolitanus, 1457 nucleotides. RefSeq lists its product as uncharacterized. The record is from RefSeq and is a predicted model, not a curated record. NCBI's taxonomy places the organism in Eukaryota, Metazoa, Tardigrada, Eutardigrada, Parachela, Macrobiotidae. The coding region runs from base 187 to 1248 and encodes 353 amino acids. The transcript is spliced from 6 exons.